This is a messenger RNA of Diabrotica virgifera virgifera (western corn rootworm), 1088 nucleotides long. RefSeq names its product nicotinamide riboside kinase 1. The transcript has a single exon. Lineage: Eukaryota; Metazoa; Arthropoda; Insecta; Coleoptera; Chrysomelidae. Gene Ontology annotation, cellular component: cytoplasm. The record is from RefSeq and is a predicted model, not a curated record. Bases 267 to 914 code for a protein of 215 amino acids.
AAUGAAAAACGUCAGAAAAACGUGAUGGUUUUAACCUUGAAAUCCUUGAAUUUUGAAUAAUAUGGUUACGAAUUGAUCUUAAAAUUAUGUUAAAAAAACUCGAUAAUGAUUGUAGUAAAAUGCGUAUACAAUUUAUCAUGUAAUGGUCAAGUUGUUGCGUAAAGUUUACAUCCCAGAACAACGUAAGAAAACUAACUUUGCAUGUAUAAAUUUAAUCUCAUAAGUACAAAUUCCUUCAGUAUUCUGUAAGAUUUCAAAAAUCAAUAAUGUCUAAACAAAAGUGUACAGAAUUUUUACUAGUAGUGGGAAUUAGUGGAGUGACUUGUGGUGGUAAAACAACAACAGCUAAAAAAUUAAGAGCCAUGUUACCAAAAGCUACAAUUAUUUCACAAGAUGAUUAUUUUUUGAGUGAGGAUGAUCCUAGACACAUUUGGAUUCCUGAAUUAAAUCAUGCUAAUUGGGAUGUGAUAACUAGUUUAGAUAUGGAAAGGAUGUACCGAGAUAUAUCUACGCUUCUAAAGAAUGAUAGUUCCAGGAGAGUCACCCACAAGUUCCAAAAAAUAAGAAAACCAGUCCAUGAUAUUAAUUAUAUCUGUGAUAUUUUAAAAACAGCUAAGCUUAAAGUUAUAAUCGUUGAAGGCUUUUGUAUCUUUAAUUACAAACCUUUGCUGCAAUUUUUUGAUCUGAUGUAUUACUUUACAUUAACUAAAGAAGAGUGCUUUGAAAGAAGGGAGCUACGAACUUAUGAUCCACCAGAUUGUCCUGGUUAUUUUGACCUGUGUGCAUGGCCUGAGCAUCUUAGCCAAUUAGAAGAAGUAAGAAAAACGGUGGAUGGUAUUAAGUUUUGUAGUGGCAAAGCCGAUGUUGUAGAAGAUAUACUUAGGGAUAUUUUCUUUUUAUAUAGCAGCAUUUAAAGUAUUUUCUUGUAUUCCAUGUACUUAUUUUCUUAGAAUAUUGUUUUUAUUGUUGCUAGCUUUUUUGAUAUAAAAUACACUUUCUAUUAAAUUAAAAAAAAAAUGUAAAAAUUACAUAUGACAAUUUUGGCCAAGCUUUUGUUAAUUGUUAUAAAUAUACUUAUUUUUGUUAAA